Messenger RNA from Abrus precatorius (Indian licorice), 950 nucleotides. Its product is annotated as glutathione transferase GST 23-like. The coding region runs from base 164 to 829 and encodes 221 amino acids. Gene Ontology annotation, cellular component: cytoplasm. NCBI's taxonomy places the organism in Eukaryota, Viridiplantae, Streptophyta, Magnoliopsida, Fabales, Fabaceae. The record is from RefSeq and is a predicted model, not a curated record. Gene Ontology annotation, molecular function: glutathione transferase activity. Gene Ontology annotation, biological process: glutathione metabolic process. The transcript is spliced from 3 exons.
AAAUCCGUAUACAUAAAUAGCAUUGAAGAACGUAUCCUCUAACAGUAUCGAAAUCCGACCCAAACACAAACCUUACACACCACCAAAUCCAUCAAUUGUGAGACCAUUCCACCUCUGAAUUGGAUUGGACUGCCCUUUGACCUUCACUUAGCUGCAGUAUAAAAUGGGAGAAGUGAAACUACUGGGAGCUUGGCCAAGUCCAUACGUCUACAGGAUCUUAUGGGCUUUAGAGCUGAAGGGCAUAAAGUAUGAGUAUGUAGAGGAGGAUUUAAACAACAAGAGUGAUUUGCUAUUGAAGUAUAACCCAGUUUACAAAAAGGUUCCAGUCCUUGUUCAUGAUGGAAAGCCAAUCUCAGAAUCCACUGUAAUUCUUGAAUACAUAGAGGAAACAUGGACACAAACACCCUUGCUUCCAAAGGACCCAUAUGAGAGGGCCGUGGUGCGGUUCUGGGUCAGUUUUUCUGAGGAAAAGAGUGUUUCAUUUAUGUCAUUCUUUGUAACUGUUGGAGAAGAGCUUCAGAAGGCAACAAACGAAGUUAGAGAAGUGCUUAAAAUAUUAGAAGAAACUGUAGGGGACAAGAAAUAUUUUGGUGGUGAAGAAAUUGGACUGUUAGACAUAAUCUUGGGAUGGAUACCCUUGUCAUUUGGAGUCAUUGAAGAUGUUGUUGGAGUUGAAGUGUUGAUUGUCAAUGAUUUCCCUCGCAUGUUUAACUGGAUUCGGAACUUCAGGGAGCACCCCACUAUCAAAGCCAACCUUCCAAGUCACCAAGAUUUGUUUGCUUAUUACAAGCAAAAGAGGGAGAUUUUUGUUCCAUCCAAUAUAGCAUGAAUGCUAGAUAGAACUGGUUUGUAUUUUAAUGAUAUAUUUUGCUUGAUGCUUUAUAUAUGUUAAAAAUAGCAUGCAUGUAACAUUCUAUCAACUAAAGCAAGAAAGAUUGACUUUCUUUUCU